Molecule: messenger RNA, 1101 nt
Organism: Colletotrichum truncatum
Lineage: Eukaryota; Fungi; Ascomycota; Sordariomycetes; Glomerellales; Glomerellaceae
Product: UDP-galactose transporter 1
Biological process (GO): pyrimidine nucleotide-sugar transmembrane transport
Cellular component (GO): Golgi membrane
Molecular function (GO): UDP-galactose transmembrane transporter activity
Source: RefSeq, a predicted model, not a curated record
AUGGACAAUGAAGCUGGGAGCAACAUCCAUUAUGCAUCUUGCACUGCAACAAGCAGUCUAAUACUGCUCGUCAUCCAGAACUCGGUCUCACUUCUCCUACUGCAUAGACUCCAACAGCGGACCGACGAAAACCAAGAUCGAUAUGAACCGCUCACAGUGGUGAUAUUCUCCGAAGCACUGAAACUACUAGUUUCUGUUAUUUGGCUCGGCUAUGAAACUCGCACGACAUCGCAAGUGAACGGUACGCCACGAUACCUCGUUGGGAAACUUCGAGACGGGCACAUAAAAUCUGCUACACCAGCACUGCUCUAUACCAUUGCUGCGGCAUGCCAGAGCAUAGGGGCGCAUAACCUCGAGAGUCUGUCUUUCGUUGUGCUCUCUCAACUCAAGCUUAUUUUGACGCCACUAUUCUCCUUUGUCAUUCUGAGACAGGUUUUAACAUCGACACAAUGGCUAUGCCUCCUCGUCAUGGCUAGUGGGAUCAUUCUUGUCCAGCCAGCCGCCGCUUCCUACAGAGUUGCGGAAACGGGAGACAGUCACGGUGCAUUGGUGGGAGUGCUAGCAAUGGUCAUCUCGGGCGUCUGCGUCGCCUUGGCUGGGGUUCUCAUGGAAACAAUACUCAAGACGCCCAACAAGUUCGUUGCGCGAAAUGCCCAGCUCGCGGCCUACAGCUGCUUCUGCGCCGUUGUGGGGGUUUUGGCUCGACCGGCAUCGAUAAUGACGGGUUCGGGCAACAAUUACCAGAUCUCGUUUUUCCACGGGUACCACUCUAUGGUCUGGAUUUUUGUACUUCUCCAGGCUGCAGGUGGCUUUAUCGUUGCAUGGUCUGUCCGGACCACGAGCACGGUAGCGAAGAACUACGCCCAGGCUGUUGGCUUCUUGAUUGCAUCAGUAGGGCCCACGUUAUUAUCAUCCAAAGACGUGCCACAUCUAACAUGGAUUAGAAUCGGCUGUGUGUUGGCUGGUGUAUUUGGCUCAGUCCAUGGUUCAUUAAAUGCUUCGAUGAAGAGGAGGACUGCAACGAAAGAAGGAGAAGUUAAUCAGGAUCCUGAAAAAGCAGAAGCACACCCACGAGAUAGCCUUGAUAGACGGUUGUCUUAG